Molecule: messenger RNA, 1220 nt
Organism: Bolinopsis microptera
Lineage: Eukaryota; Metazoa; Ctenophora; Tentaculata; Lobata; Bolinopsidae
Product: glutamate--cysteine ligase regulatory subunit-like
Exons: 6
Coding region: 16-789 (257 amino acids)
Biological process (GO): glutathione biosynthetic process
Cellular component (GO): glutamate-cysteine ligase complex
Molecular function (GO): glutamate-cysteine ligase catalytic subunit binding; enzyme regulator activity
Source: RefSeq, a predicted model, not a curated record
UUAUAGGUUUCAAAAAUGUUGAUACAUACGGGGGAUGUUCAACCUAACUGUCAGCUUUAUCCGGAUCUCAAGAGAACAACGACCGAGGAAAUAGCUUCAUCUCUGGCACUGAGACUGUCCACUAAGAAGACUUGCCAGGAGAAUUGUGGGGGUUCCUGUGUCUGCGUGCUUGGUACGAACACUGAACACACUGGACUUCCUGUCGGAAUACCCAAAGAGAACAUCAACCUUCAAGUCAAGUUGUUCAUAUCAGAGAAGACGACAAAAGAGAACAUAGUGAAAGCAGUUGACUCAGUGUUACAGGAAUUCAGUGAGCUGGAUCAGGUUGAUCAGCUCUUCAUUUCCACCGCUGAUAAAACCAACAAGGACCUCCUAUUAAAGUGCUGGCCUUGGCUUGAGGAUCUAGCAAAGGCCGGAAAAGUAAAACAUUUAGGCUUGUCCGAUCCAAGAUGCCAAACGAUCCAGCCUCUCAUCGAGAGCUGCAAGAUUUGGCCCAAGAGCAUCCAGCUGCUGUUCAAAUGUGAGAACCUGAGUGACACGUGUAUUGACCUACUAAAACUGGCUAAUUACUACAAGAUCCGAGCUACAAUCCACCGUGAUGACCUUACAAACAUGACUGAUUUAAAGGCCAACUUGAAGUCUUCGCUCGGAGUUUCUAUUUCGGAGUCGUGGUUGGCAAAGUAUUCCAUGUUCGACGCAAAACGGAAAGUUAUUCUGAAGAAAGGGUAUCUGGUGGAGAUGGAGAAUUUGGGAAACCACUGUUGUUCAGAUAACACGAUCACCGAAUAGGAGGAGAGAAGAGAAACUUGUUGAACUUGUUGAACUUAUCACCGAUAAUGAUGAUUGUUUUUAGACGAUAGUUUUUCUUAUUUAAACGAAACGAUGUCAUUAUUGUAUUUUAGCUUUUUUUAAAUUUUGAUAUUAUAGAACUAUGAUUGAAUUUGAUGUGCAUGAUAAAAUCAGAAAAAAGUAGAAAUAGUUCUUCCACCAUCAGACAUACUUUUCAGUUUUAGCAUUUAAAUAUUAUGAUAUACAAUAUUAUCGAUGAUACAUAUCAAAUUAUGUCAAAUUUGCAUAAUAUUAAUACGCAUCUUAAAAUUGCGUUACGAUUCAAUUUAUAAUAAUAUAUUAGAUUAUGUAUAAUACCUUGAGUCUCGCCUAAAAUACAUAUUAAAUAUCAUAAUGAUUUUUCAGAAAUAUUGAACUUCAAUUAUUAGAAA